Molecule: messenger RNA, 3166 nt
Organism: Priapulus caudatus
Lineage: Eukaryota; Metazoa; Priapulida; Priapulimorpha; Priapulimorphida; Priapulidae
Product: chondroitin sulfate synthase 2-like
Exons: 4
Coding region: 1-1368 (455 amino acids)
Cellular component (GO): Golgi cisterna membrane
Molecular function (GO): glucuronosyl-N-acetylgalactosaminyl-proteoglycan 4-beta-N-acetylgalactosaminyltransferase activity
Source: RefSeq, a predicted model, not a curated record
AUGUCGUACCGUGAGAACGGUACAAAGGAAAAGCAAAUACGGAUGAUCGCGGAGCUACAGAAGCAGAUAAUGAACGUGAGUAGGCUGGCACCCGGCGGGCAGGCUGGCUUCCCCUGGCCUGUCGGGGUGCGCGAGCCAUCAAGUCCAAAGACGCGCUUUGACGUGAUUCGCUACGACUACUUCACGGAGACGCACGUCUACCUCGGCACCGACCACAGCAACAUUGCUGAGCUGAGAGGAGCCGACAAGGAAGAUGUCGACGACAUCAUCCGCGUCGCGAAAGAGAAGCUGCUGCAGAAAUACGGUAAGAAAUACGUGUUCGGGAGGCUGGUAAAUGGCUACCGUCGAUUUGACGCGACACGAGGCAUGGAGUACCUGCUGGACGUGGCGCUGCGUGAGCGCGACGGUGACUAUGAGCUGCACCGACGCGUGCGACUUGUGCGUCCGCUCAGCCACGUCGAGAUUGUGCCGAUGCCCUACGUCACCGAGAACACGCGUGUUGCCGUCGUGCUGGCGGCGCGGCGCAGCGAUCGUCCGCGCCUCGCCGCGUUCCUGCGUCACUACGAGCGCACGGCGCUCGCCGCCGGUGACAAUUCUGUGCUGAUGGCCGUGUUCGUGUAUGAGCACGCCGGCGACGCGACGGCUGGCGACGAUGACGCGUUCGCCGAAGUGAAGGCGCUCGUCGCGGCAAUGGAGCGCAAGUACAAGGACGGCGCGAAGAUCGCGUGGAUGAACGUGCGCGCGCGCGAGCCGAGUGAGUUUCACCUGCUAGACGUCGUCUCGAAGAAGUUCCAGCCAGAGGCGCUGCUACUGCGCACGACGGCGGAUAUUGAGCUCAACCCUGAGCUGCUCAACCGCUGCCGCAUGAAUGCCAUCCUCCGCUGGCAGGUAUUCUUCCCGAUGGGUUUCUACGAGUACAAACCGAGCGUCGUCUACGGCACAGAUGUGGCGCCCCCUGAGACACUCGACAUCAAUCGCGUGCACGGCCACUUUGACCGUGACGCGUAUGAGCACGCAUGCUUCUACAACGGCGACUACGCUGAGACCCGCAAGAUCAUCGCCGACGCCAUUCCUAUCGUGACCGACGUCAAGAAGGUGCCGGACGGCGUCGCGCGAGCCGCCGCUGCCACGCCAACCCCGGACCUCUAUGAGCUGUUCCUGCGCUCGCGGCUGCAUGUAUUCCGCGCCGUCGAGCCUGCACUGCGCUCACGCUACCGUGCCGUCGUCUGCGAUGCGCAUGCACAGGAGGAGGCAGCAUACCGGCGGUGCCUCGCGCGCCGCGGCGAGGCUCUAGGCUCACGGUCGCAGCUCGCAAAGCUAAUCCUUGAUGCUCAGGCAGAUGAGAAGGGACAGGAGGACCAGGUAUGAUACGUAGGGGAGGAGCAGAGGGAUUGAGGACAUGAGAGACUAGGACUAGAUGAGGCGCAUAGAGGAGGAGCAUAGGGUGGAGGAGAAAGAAGAGGAUGCUAGGUUGGAGGUGUAGAGGAAAAGAGAAGAUAUGAAAACACAUAGGGGAGGAGCGGGUUGAGAAGAUGGAAGAGGAGAACUAGAUAGGGCACGUAGGGGAGGAGCGAAGCGAAGGGUGGAGGACAAGGGAGAGGGAGACUAGAUAAGACGCAUAAAGCAAGAGUUGAGGCUGGAGAUGUGGUCAUGAGAUGUCAUGGGUUGGAGAUUACUUGAGGACUACAGAUAGAUAAACAAGGCAGGUUAGUGCAUGUGGUUGCAUAACAGCCAGAGAGUAAAACAGAACUUGAAAGGCAGAAUGAGAGAUAGGGAGAGAGAAGUGGGAGCGGGGAGAGAAAGAGAGAGAGAGAGAGUGAGAAUGAGAGAGAGAGAGAAUGAGAGAGAGAGAGAGAGGCAGGCAUAUAUUGACUCUAGAAAUUAAAUCUCUCAAGUGAGAAAAAUUGAGAUCAAGGGGAGGGAGAGGAAGAGGUAGAUAGAGAGAGAGCGAGAGAGAGAGGGGUGGGACAGCUAUUGCCUUUAUAUAGGACUUAAGUCUUCUAAGUGAGAAAAGGUCAUUGCCAGAAAGUUAUUCACUUGGUUAAAAAAUGAUCCACAUACAACAAUCCACACUAACCUGAUGUUCAAAGCUUAUUUACGAGUUUCGAAGUUGUGGCCAUUCAUGAAAACGGCCCCUCGUUUGCAUAAUAGCUCCAUGGACCGUAAACGUAUUUAAUAGUCCAUGUACAUGUUAUUUAUAGCUGAAAUGUCACAGAUUGUAAUGCCAUACCACAUAGUGCCAAACACCCCUUACCUUGAUGAAGUUAUAUACAAACGAUUGAAAGUUUAUAAAUUGCCGGAACUAUUUUUAUCUCACGUGCUUAAGGUUGAUUGUUCUCAAACUAAAGAGAUGCGCUUUUUUUAUAAACAUCUAUGAGAGCAUGCUAGAAUAUUAAAAUGAGAACUAAUGUAUCAUAGUAGGUGGCCUGCUCAUGUCGUACUAAAUCUACUUAUCAGUGUUAUAAAUUGGUGUGGAAUUGUCGGCUUUUGCGACCUAUUUAUUAUGUAAUCAAGUCUCCGUCGAAUGAGGUGAACAAUCACGAGAACUUGACAUUGAUCAUGUUGAUUCACUGCUUUGAUUGUUAUAUAAUUCUAUACGGUCAUGAUAAUAUAUAUUUAUAGAUAUAAAAUGCAAACGAUUUGGAAUGAUGCAACUUAUUACUGUGAUGUUUCUAUUGUGUGUGUGUAUGUUUCUAAUGUACUGGUUUGGUCCACAGCAUACUGCAGUUGUACCAUGCAUAUAUCUACGCAAUAUUGUAGCAAUUCAUUCGUGAUUGAACCCAUAGUGUCUUAAAUGAGGAGCAUUUCAUACUGUUAAAGGUAACGUAUAUUGACCGUAGGGGAUUGUUUAUUUGUUGAAAUUCCCACUUUGAAAUAUGCUACACAGUUUACAAGAUUACCAAUGAAUUAUUUGUAAAUUGUCAAGUCUAUGUAAAUGGCCUAUUUUUGUGUAUUCUACAAUUUUUAGCAAUAGAUUUUAGAAGAAAGCAUUGCUCAUGAUUUUUUUACGUGUGAAGUUUACGUGCGAGUAUGAUGUGAAAUCUCAAGUUACUAGUUACUUUUUACUAUCUUAAAGUUUACUGUUGUAUCUGUUAUUGGUAUACACUGUGAAAAUGAAAUUACUAUAAAUAAUAAACUACACUAUUUAAAUAAAACAUAACGCAAC